Molecule: messenger RNA, 483 nt
Organism: Trypanosoma conorhini
Lineage: Eukaryota; Euglenozoa; Kinetoplastea; Trypanosomatida; Trypanosomatidae
Exons: 1
Coding region: 1-483 (160 amino acids)
Source: RefSeq, a predicted model, not a curated record
AUGGAACGUGUCACAGGUGUGCUUAACGACGCUGCAGAAAAGACAAAGCAUGCCGCUGAGGCAGCCGUGGAGGGGACCAAAGAGAGCGGCGCAAGGAUGAAUUCAAAGAUGAAGGAAAUAAUGGAUGUCGAGAAGGAAAAGGCUGCCCUAAGGGAGGGCACCGAGAAGCUCAAGGGUUACACUGGGGGGGUACUCAACUGGCUAAAACAGUUGGUGGGGAUGAAAGUGGAGAAGGUGGAGAAGGUGGAGGUGGUGAAGAAGGCGGCAGUGCCUCCGGGAAAGCCGGCUGUCGCCAAGCAGGAAAGUGUCGCUCCGAAGCAAGAGGUCCGGGCUGUUGCACCGCAGAGGUGGUACAUUGUUGCAGGCAUUGCGGUUUUGGUCGCGGUGGGCGUCUCCGGUUGCGUGCUAUGUAUGAAGGCGCGAAAGAAGAGGGAGAAGCAGGACGGCAACGAAGAACCGCAGAAGCCUAAACCUUCGGCCUGA